AUGGGAGAGAAUCCUCCUCAACCAUUGUUAAGAGACUGUGACCACCCCAACGCAUUCCAACUUCGGAGUGGCAUACGUCUUCCCACCACAAAUGCAAACAACUUUGAAAUUUCACCUCAACUCAUCCGUAUGAUUCAAAGCGAUCAAUUCGGAGGUAGUCCUCAUGAGUGUCCUUUUGCUCAUUUGGACAACUUUCUUGAGUUGUGUACAACCAUCAAGCAAAACAACAUUUCGGAAGAGUUCAUCCGUAUGCACAUGUUUCAAUUCUCCCUCCGUGAUAAAGCAAAACAUUGGUUGAGAACGGUCGAAGAGGGAUCAUUGAGUACAUGGGACGAAGUCACUAGAGCCUUUCUUGGAAAGUAUUGUCCUCCGGAAAAGACCGCCGAAUUAAGAAGAAAGAUCACCAAUUUCAAUCAAGACAUUGAUGAAACAUUGAGUGAAGCUUGGGAGCGUUUCAAAGAUUACACAAGGAAAUGCCCCCACCAUGGUUUUACAUCAUGGAUCAUUGUACAAAGCUUCUAUGACAGUCUUACUCCUAUUUCAAGGGCCAACCUUGAUUCCGGGGCCGGUGGUAGCCUCAAAAAGCUAUCAGUGGACGAUGCAUACAAGAUGAUUGAAGAAGUGGCCAAGAAUUAUGCAUAUGGAGGUGAUAGAAGGCAACCUCAAACAAAGAAGGGCGGAAUUCAUGAUCUUAGUUCAAUAGAUCUUAUUGCAUCAAAGUUUGAUAUGCUAGCUCACAAGCUAGAUCAAGCCACCCUCACACCCUCAAGCUCUUCCUCGCAAGUCAUGUCUUGUGAGACUUGUGGAGGAAAUGAUCACUUGUCCUCUUAUUGCAACUCAACGAAUCAAGAGAAAGCGGCGGCAAUUGGGCAAAGGAAUGAACAAUACUCCCAAUCCCACAAUCAAAGUUGGAAGCCCCAACAAAACACGGGAUGGAAGCAAUACAACCAAGGCCCCCCACAAAAUAACUACAACCAAAAUCAAACCCAACCUCAAAACCACUACAACCAACCUCAAUCUCAAAACCAACAAGCUCCAUACCGCCAUCCCAACCAAAGGGAUCAAAACCACCAAAGAUCACAAUAUAACCAACCCGCUCCUCCUCCUCCACCUCCUCAAAAGACUAGCCUUGAGUCCGUUCUUGAAACUUUCAUGACUCAACAAAUAAGGAACAAUGCGGAGAUGAAUGCAAACAUCCAACAACUCCAAGCACAUAAUAAGAUAAUGGAGGGCCAAUUAGCUCAAAUUGCACAACAAGUUGGAAGUUCAUCCUCCAAUCCUAGUGGUCACUUUCCAAGCUCAACGGUAGUGAACCCAAAGGAGCAAGCUAAGGCUAUCACUUUGAGAUCGGGAAGGGGUUAUGAGGGCCCGGUUAUGAGUGAAGAGGAGCCACAAAAGAGAGAUGAGGGAGUUUUGGUGAGAAGUGAGGAUGAUUUUGAAAAUGAAGUAGUUGAAGUUGAGAGAAAAGAGCAAAAGAGUGAUGAGGGAGCCACAAAGAAAGACGAGGGAGAUGAAGAAAGAAUAGAAAAGCCCCCUAUGAGAGUAUAUAAGCCCCCCAUUCCGUUUCCUCAUAGAAUUGUAGAGAAGAAGUUGAAUGAGAAGUUUUCAAAAUUUCUUGAAGUCAUGAGAGGACUUCAAGGGAACAUCCCCUUUCUUCAUGCUAUGUCACAAAUGCCUACCAAUGCAAAAAUUUUGAAGGAUCUUCUAUCCAACAAGAGUAGGUUUGAAGAGAGUGCAACCAUCUCUCUUCCUAGGAGGUGA
Molecule: messenger RNA, 1761 nt
Organism: Chenopodium quinoa (quinoa)
Lineage: Eukaryota; Viridiplantae; Streptophyta; Magnoliopsida; Caryophyllales; Amaranthaceae
Exons: 1
Coding region: 1-1761 (586 amino acids)
Source: RefSeq, a predicted model, not a curated record